GUGUAUUAAUGAUUUCGUUAACAACCACCUAAAAUCGCACUGACGUAAAUUGCUAUUUUUAUACAAAAUAAUAUGAAUAUAUAUGUUUAGAAAAAGAUAUGUACAACAUUGAAAGAGCAGGAGUAUUACAGUCAGCACUAGGUAGUUUGUUUAGAAAUCCCUUUUUCCUUCAGUUUGUUUAUUUACCAAGAGGCUUGUUUUCGAUCGUGUGACAAUGAAAGUAAUGACACCGUCAUAUAAAUAAUGAACGGUAUAUGUGAAUUUUUCCUUUAAAAGAACAAUCCAACAUUAUUCCAUUAACAAGGAUAGAAUUCAAUUCCUAUUUGCAAAUCGUUGUCUUUGACGAGAAAUAAAGCAAGAAUUUUUGCAUCUGCUCAGCUUAAAGAGUCGUAGCUGCGAUUGGAACGGCAAUCUAAAGGAACAAUUAUACAUUGACACCAUGGUCGAAAGCGAAAGCAAACUACAUUUGCAUCCCUCUAAGGGUAAAGAGAAGGAUAGGCAAUUUGCUCAGUUAAUAGAUUAUGCUGUAUAUCCGAAGAUAGCGAAUAUGUCCUUCCAAAAAUUGAACAAGGAAAAUCCAAGUUAUUUAAAAAUGUUUCAGUGUAACGACACUUCUUGUCCUACGAAAAAAGACACCUCACCUGAAAACGUAAACCCCAUACCAAAAGGCUUUAGCUUUUCUGGAAUGGUUACAUCAAUGCUCACUACCAUAAGCUGUUGUCUUCCGGGUUCAUAUGAUGAUGAGGAAUGGGAUGAAUUCGUGGACGAAUCUGCUAUCUUCAAAGACCAGGAACCAGUUUCAACAGAUGUCAGACUUCCAUCUCUUCCUGUUCACGAAAUUCCCUACUUUCAACUUAAUGUUCCAUAUGAUGGCUACUUAAGUCCCCUCAGUCACCAAGGCUGGAUUUAUCAACUUUCCCAAAAUGCCGGUGUCCAAGUUAGUUGGAAGAAAACAUAUUGCACAGUCAUGAAUCCUUUUUCGAAUGGAUUGGUAUACACCAUUCCUCAUAACGAAGGCAGGAUAUUAUUAGAAUCCUGCUAUUGCGAAAAGAACCUGGGCAUGUCUACUUCACCAAAGAUUAUGGAGCUUAUGCCAUAUAAGCCGCUUGUGAAAUUCAAUUGCGCCAAAUUGUUCAAUGCCUUUGAGAGUCAUUAUCGAGAACUCUCGGAAUUUUUACUGAGCGGACGUGCACCACUUAACGUUUUGGUUCAUCAUGUUAUGUUGUAUCAUUACUAUCCCACUUCUAUGAAGGAUGUUUUAUGGAAAGCUGUUGAAGUGUACAUGGACACUCAUUGCACGGAAGAGCGUUAUUCUAGAAUCCAAGUAGAAGCAGCUAAACGCAAACUAGGCGACAUCCGUCUGUAUUUUGUUUGUCCUUCUGACAUUUACAAAUUUACAAAUUCGAAAGACUGGAUUACCAUCGCCACACGGGGUUUCAUUUCUUAUAUACAAGCAAAAAAGCCUUUAUGUUUAGGAAGCAUUCCAGUCAACAACAAAAAUAUUGCUGAGCUUUUUCCUUAUGCAAGUAGUUCAAAUUGCAUGGCCUGGCUGACUUUGCUCGUCUGCGCUGGAUCUAAUGGGUCUCGUUUCCCACUGCACACGUAUAUCAACGUGAAAACACGAAUCUUAGAGUGCAAAACCUCUGUAACGGAUUUUUUGUAUUCCGAUGAGGACUUGCUGUUCUUCGAAGACAAAGAGACCAUCGACGAAUUCAAGCCUAUACAACGACAGUUAUUAAAAGAACUCACGGAUUGUGAUAUCUAUUCUCAGGCUGUUCAUAAUUUCACUGUGACACAUUUCACUGAUUCUUCCAACCGUCAAAGCAAGGGGAUCCAAUUUUACGACCAAGGAAAGAAGGUUGUCCAUGAAACAAAAGAAACUCCAAACAAACUUGAACCUGAACAAAUCACAAAACAAAUGCAGUCCCGACUUAUUAAAUCCCAAACGCGUCGUCUUACGUCGUACAGCAGCAGUAUUGCCCAAAAGGGUCAUUUCACACCACUGCUUAUUACAAGAGUCGCUGUUCAUUGACCAAAGAAUUACUCAUCAUUUACCGAUAAUGUUUGACUCUUCAUUAUAUUAAAAAGCAUAACCUCUUUCCUUACUGUUACAUUUCAAUAAUGGUCAUUUGCAUACUCGCCCAUAUAGAAAACCAUUUGAGAACACACGUCUGGUUACAUAGCCAAGCAUAACACUUGCACUUGUUCAAUUAAUUCCUAUUUUUGACUUUAAUGCUGGUCUUGCCAACACAGUUCGUAUUCCAAUAGCAUAGCAUUAACAAUUUAUUUUUAUUAUAAACA
Messenger RNA from Schizosaccharomyces octosporus yFS286, 2301 nucleotides. RefSeq lists its product as uncharacterized. The record is from RefSeq and is a predicted model, not a curated record. Bases 440 to 2032 code for a protein of 530 amino acids. The transcript has a single exon. Lineage: Eukaryota; Fungi; Ascomycota; Schizosaccharomycetes; Schizosaccharomycetales; Schizosaccharomycetaceae.